This is a messenger RNA of Selaginella moellendorffii, 2752 nucleotides long. Its product is annotated as serine/threonine-protein kinase PCRK1. The transcript is spliced from 5 exons. Lineage: Eukaryota; Viridiplantae; Streptophyta; Lycopodiopsida; Selaginellales; Selaginellaceae. Gene Ontology annotation, molecular function: ATP binding; protein kinase activity. Bases 89 to 2215 code for a protein of 708 amino acids. Gene Ontology annotation, biological process: protein phosphorylation. The record is from RefSeq and is a predicted model, not a curated record.
UGGCGGGCGAUUCUAGGGCAGGAACAGUAGAAUUGAAGUGGUCUCUAGCUGGAAUGCGGGCGAGGUAGGCGCUGUGGAUCGGCCAAAGAUGGGAUGCUUCCAGGUCCACCAGAGCGAUGGCGAGAGGCGCAAGCGGAAGCGCCGGCGGAUCCUCUGGUGGUCGUUUAGCUUCGUGUUUUCGAGGAAUUCUGGCAGGUCGUCUUCGUCUGGCGGCUCCAGCGACUCCUCCGGGGAGCUCAACUGCCAAAGGCUCCAGGAACUAAGGCAGUUCACGCUGGCGGAGCUCAAGAGCGCAACCAGGAAUUUCUCCGCUGCCGAGAAGCUGGGAGAAGGCGGGUUUGGAUGUGUGUUUAGGGGCCAUAUCAAGUCCAAGAAGACGGACGAGAGGAUCGACGUUGCUGUGAAGCAGCUCAACGUAAAGGGUCAACAGGGCCAGAAGGAAUGGCUCAACGAAGUCACGUACUUGAGAAUGGUUGAUCAUCCAAACUUGGUGAAGCUCCUUGGAUAUUGUCUCGAGCACGAUGAUAGAGGACCGCAGUGUCUUCUCGUGUACGAGCUCAUGCCGAACAAGAGCCUGGAUGAUCAUAUAUUCCAGAGCCGAAGACCCGUGAUUCCAUGGGGCCAGAGGCUACAAAUUGCUCUAGGGACAGCGAGAGGCUUGGCCUACUUGCACGAAGAGAUGAAACCGCCUAUUAUUUACAGGGAUCUAAAGUCCGCCAACAUUCUUUUGGACAACGAGUUUAGACCGAAGCUUUCGGAUUUCGGAUUAGCUCGAGAUGGGCCUGUCAUGGGAAAUACGCACGUUACGACCGCGGUGGUGGGGACUGCGGGCUAUGCUGCUCCGGAGUAUGUUCAGACCGGGCAUAUCAAUGCCAAGAGUGAUGUUUGGACUUUUGGGAUGGUCCUUCUUGAGCUCUUGACAGGGCGAAGAGCCCUCGACAUGAACAGACCCCGCAGCGAGAGAAGCCUGGCCGACUGGGUGAAACCAUACUCCAGCGACAGCAAAAAGUUUCGAAAGAUAAUUGAUCCUCGUCUCAAGACCAACUUUUCCUCGAACGAAGCGAGGACUUUGCUGUGGGUCGCUCAGAAGUGCAUCGCGAAAAAUCCCAAGUUAAGGCCGAAAAUGAGUGAGGUCGUCAAACAACUUGAGGGAAUAUUGGUAGUAACAGCGCCAGUCGAGAAGCCGGCUGAGGUUCCCGAAGGAGCGAAAAGCAGAAACCAGUCUAUCGCAUCAAUGGCAGACAUCAUUGAGACGGAUGCAAGUCGAACGGACCUUUCAGGGGAGUAUAAUUUGGCCGAGGUGGCAAGAAUCUCUUCGGUUGGCACUAGCAAAUCUAUGGAAAGUGGUACCGGAUCAGGAGCACUUGAUGGCUCGUCUAAAGAGGUUAGUGGAGUUCAAGAAGGCACAGAAAUUUGUUCCAAUGAGAAAACGCAGAACGAAAAUGCGGUAGCUUUGGGUCGGGCUGAUGGUGAUUCGGCUACAGGAUUUGAUACUACUAACGCUGAAGUUCGCGGUCCGCCUAAUCAAGCCGCAGUGGAUCAUGUUGCUGUCGUGGACGAGAGUGACACGAAAGAAAAUCAGGAACCGGACAAAGAACGACGUGAUCCAGAAACGGACAUCUCAAGCGUUGAAGCUGCAAGCUCUGGAAAAGAUGUAGCAGUGGAUGACGUUAAAGUGGACGGCAGUGAGAAACACGAGGCUUUCAGAUGCUACAUCCCGGUCGAAACGACCUUAGGCGAAGACGCUGAUGUCGCCGUGGCGCCAAGAUUGAAACUUGAUAGCACCGAGGCUACCAGCGACGAGGAUGUAACAGAAUCCAACCAAGAAGAUCGUCCGGUGGAGGAAACCGAACACCAUGUUCCAGAACACAAUACUACAGAUGCUAGAAAAAGUUGCCAGGAAGCACCUGAAGAUAACCAUGCUCCAGAACACAAUACUGCAGAAGCCGAGGAUAGUAAAAGCCGCCAUGAGGAAGCAACAGAAGAUAACCAUGCUCCAGAACACAAUACUACAGAAGCUGAGGAUAGUAAAAGCCGCUAUGAGGAAGCAACUGAAGAUCAGCAUGCCACGGUGGAUAAAAGUGACGACGAUCUAAGUUCAACUCGGUUAGCCGAAAACAAUGCUCCAGGAGACGUAGAGACUGCAAAAUCUCCGAGAGACGAGGCUUUAGGCGAGGUGCCCUCGCUACAGGAGUCCCAACAGCGACAGAGCUGAGUUCUUCCAGCAUCGCCAGUAAAUUUCUAUCAGCGUCCUCGACGGCCUUGGCAGUGGCAGCCUUCAGCUGCUCCACUUUCGUCCUUAUCUCCUCUGCUCGACGUGACUUCCCGUCCAUGACGAGCUUAAUCACUCGCGCAAUCUCCUCCCGGGGUACCGAGUCAGUGUUCUUCACCGGAAGCUCGGCACCAAUCUUCCACUCGUCAACCAUGAGCCUGCAGUUGGUGUUCUGCUCCCCGGCCCAAGGCCACCCCAGCAUCGGGACUCCGCUCGAGAUGCUCUCCAGCAUCGAGUUCCAGCCGCAGUGAGUCAGGAAUCCGCCGGUGGAAGGGUGCUUGAGAACUUGAAGCUGCGGUGCCCAGGAUAUCACUCGUCCGCGAUCGCCAACACUCCGGCAAAAGGCGGUGAAAGACUCGUCGUCCAGGCCGCCUAUGACGAGCUGGGGCCUCACCACCCAGAGGAAAGGAACGUCGCGGCAACUGUCGAGAGCUCCCGCGAGCUCCCAGAACUGCGCCUGGGUGAGAACCGCGAUGCUGC